UUUAAUUUCUAUAUACAUUGGUAGCACUAUUUUCCUUCCUUUCUUUCUUUCCUUGCCUGAAAGACGUCAACUAAAGUUGAGUUUUUGGGAAAAAUAAUUUUUUUUUUAAUAAAUCAAGAUGCCCCGUGAAAUAAAAGAAGUCAAAGAUUUUUUGAUAAAGGCUCGCAGGAAAGAUGCGCGUGCUGUAAAAAUUAAGAAAAAUCCAAAUAACACAAAAUUCAAAAUUCGUUGCUCACGAUUUUUGUAUACCUUAGUUGUAUUUGACAAAGAGAAGGCAGAGAAACUAAAACAAUCAUUACCACCAGGUUUACAAGUAAAGGAAGUUAAAUAAAAUGAAACUAGUUUAGGAUUUCAGCUCAAUUCCAACAUGUAAAAAACGAGCAACCAGAAAUAAAAUCUUGAAAAACA
Molecule: messenger RNA, 408 nt
Organism: Condylostylus longicornis
Lineage: Eukaryota; Metazoa; Arthropoda; Insecta; Diptera; Dolichopodidae
Gene: RpL38
Product: 60S ribosomal protein L38
Exons: 2
Coding region: 119-331 (70 amino acids)
Biological process (GO): protein-RNA complex assembly; translation
Cellular component (GO): ribosome; cytosolic large ribosomal subunit
Molecular function (GO): structural constituent of ribosome
Source: RefSeq, a predicted model, not a curated record